Miniopterus natalensis is the source of this 3253-nucleotide messenger RNA. NCBI's taxonomy places the organism in Eukaryota, Metazoa, Chordata, Mammalia, Chiroptera, Miniopteridae. The record is from RefSeq and is a predicted model, not a curated record.
AUCAAACCCGGACCCUUCAGUCCACAGGCCGACGCUCCAACCACUGGGCCAAACGGCCGGGGCUAAAACGAUGGACUAUUUUUAGAGACGCUUUUAGGUCUGCAGACAAAUUGAGCAGAAAGUACAGGGUCCCAUGUUCCCCCCGCCGCCCCCGCGUUAUUAAUAUUCCCCGUCAGCAUUGACCGUGAACCCGUCGUGAAAACCACGAGCCGGCCUCACACAGGCGGCGCCGAAAGGAGGCUUACGGUUGUUGGUAUGGAAAACGGUGCAGAAACUAACAAAUCACGACGCAGGAAUAAGCUGUGUCUCCCGCACGCGCAGCCGAAAGCUCCCUUCGCCCACCCGCGUUGCGACCAGGCCGGCAGCCUGUGAAGCGCGGGCCACCUGCGCAGGCCGGAGCGUCAGCACCCAGGUGCGCACGGCGGGACGUGGUGCCGGAAGGUAUCCCGGGAUGAGUUCAGAUCGUUUUCUCAAAAACCACGUUCUUUGACCAAAAUCCAAUAAAGUUACAAAUUAUUAUUAAGAAGCCAGAGAGAGAGCCGGUCUCCCCGUGUUUGGAAACGGACAGUGAGCUUCGUGUUAUUUGUUGGUUGAAGAAGAUCGACCUUUCUCGUCUGCCUUGUUGGGCCGAGGCUCCUUCGGGACCCUCUUUCUCUGUUCCCGUCUACGCGGCCUGGCGGGCGGAAGGCGCUCAGUCAGUGACCGAGGCUGUUUCUUUCCUCACCUGCCGCUGAAUGGCUGUGCGCCCCGGACAUGGCCGUUGCCCUCUCUGGGCCUCAGUUUCCCCACCUCAGCCGUCCUGCCUUCCUCUCUGAGACCGACAGCUGAGAGGAAGGCUGUGGCUCCUGGGUGGGGCAGGAGAGCAUCACCCCCGCCCAGACCCAGGUCCUCAGGUGUGCAGACACCUCCUCCCGGAAGGCACCCCAUGGCGUGCGAGCUGGAGCGAAGGUGCAGGAUGCGUGAUUAACUGCCCCCGGAGAUACCCGGAGAGGGGCAGGAUGGCUGGGUCCUCACCCAGUGGGGUGGAGCGUGGGGCGGAGACCCCUCCUCCCAGGGUCUCCAGAGGGCACGCUCCGUUCCGAGUGGCCCCCCAGAUCCUGCCUCUCCCCACCCAGUGUUUCCUUUCUGGGCUGCGAGCCUGUCCCCCGCCUCCUGUAGGGAAAUUGAGGUCAGAAGAAGACAGUGACCAUGGUCCAGGGAGAGCGUGGCCCCGGGGACCAAGGGGGACAGUCCCUGGAGCUGUGCCGCCCAGUUCAGAGGCAGAUGCUGGUCUCAGAGCUUUCUGGAAACGUGGUUCCCACACCCUAACCGUUGUUAGGAAGACCCCCUUGGCCGGAAAACCCAGACUGACCCCCUGCCCUGACCAUCCUGCCGCUCGGACAAUUCAUCAACUGGAAACAGGAGACAGGAAGGGGGUUUGCUAAAAAUGAGAGGUUUUCCUGGAAUCUCGAGGGAUUGGGGACGGGAUGCCAUCCAGAAAUAACGGUAUCUGCCACGCCCCGGCCCCCCACGUGGGGCCACCUGUAUCCUGCCUGACUUGAAUGGAAAGCCGUUUCUUUGCCAGCUAGGUGACGCUUACUGGUCCACAAUGGGGCCUGGACCUGGCUUCUGGUGGCUGCAGGGAGGUUCUGGGCCAGCCUCUCGCCUGUAAGGGAACCCUGCUGGCUCCAUUCUGCGUUUCCAAGUGGCCCCGUCUGUCAGCCUUCAGAGCCCUUCCUGGGUUUCAUGAGCUGCUGACAGGGCUGCUUUAUUUGAUCACAAUCCCUUUGCUGCUAACACUCCCAGGGGCCGUCCUGCCAGAAACCCUGACUCCACCCAUGCCUCCCGCGGUGAACAGGUGAUGUGGAUGGCAUGGCAGGCCCGUGGCUGAGUCGUGGCGCUUUCUCUGUAGGUGCUGAGGUGUGUGGGGUCAGCCCGCUUUCUCCUGCCCCAUGGUCCCUGGGACCCUGAGCUCCGACUCCCAGUAGCUGAGCGCAGCUGAGUGUGGUCUGUGGUCAUGACGUUGGUACAACGUGGGGACUCGGGGCUCAGAACCCUGUCUUGACUCCGUUAGGUCACCCAUUUCCCUGUCCACUCCUUCCUUCAUCCGUCCACUCCUGCAUUCACUCGUUGCUCUUACCAGUGCUUGUAGCUCCGCACCUUGUGUGGGGGAGGCCACAGUCAUGACGUGAACUCCAACAGGUAUGAACGCAAAUGCUUUGCAGGUGGUGGGAGGGAGGGAGAGCCGAUAGGAAGGCUUCUUGUUGGAGGUGACAUUGAAAUGGGCCUUGAAGCGUGUGUAGGAGUUCACCAGGGAUGCCCUUGGCAGGUGGGCAGUGAGGUGGAGGAAACCCUGCAUCCCUAUGUCCGCUCUCCCCCCAGCUCCCCUGGCUCCUGGCUCACCUGAGAGCGGACAGUCCCCCGGCAUUGCUGCCAGUGUGUCACCUCCUCUCCCUGUCUUCCCCACACAGGAAGAGAACAGACAGAUUUUGGCUCAGAAGUCAGCCUCUCAGUCCGACGCACACGACGAGGAGGCCUCCCCGACACUGCCGAACCCCGUGGUGAAAGCCCGCUGCCGCCGUGGGGGCGUGAGCGCCGAGGUGUACACAGAGGAGGAUGCCGUGUCCUACGUGCGGAAGGUCAUCCCCAAGGACUACAAGACCAUGACGGCGCUGGCCAAAGCCAUCUCCAAGAACGUGCUGUUCGCUCACCUGGACGACAACGAGAGAAGGGCCCUUGUGGCUGAGGAACCUCCGCAGACUGGAUGGCACCAGGUCCCCGAGGCCGAGGCUCCCCAGGGUCUAUAAACACGUCUCAUCCUCUGGAGGAGCCGGCGGCCUUGCUCCCCCCGCCGUCCCGGCCCUGCCUGAGUUAUCACUGUUUAUAGAGAAUUAUUUGGAACGUUACAUCCAAGAGAGAAACGGAGCAAACGUUCACCCAAACAGUGGAAACGCCUGAACACAAACUGGGGACGCCAAGUCUGGGGCCCCGAAACGGAGCCCCGGCCCCUCGCUGCGACGGGCUGGUGCUGUCCACUGGGGUGGCCCCGCCCAGGCCGCGUCCUUUCUCUGAACAACAGCUGCAGGUCCAAGCCAGGGACCGGGCUGUGCUUCCGAGGCAAACGCAGCCGUUUCUGAAGGAGAUGGGACGUGUGAAUACACUUUCCCCUUAACUCAGACACACGUCGGCUUGCGCCUGCGCUCGCUUCCCGCGUGCGGUGGGUCUUGUCUUUUUUUUAAUCCUUACCUGCGGAGUGAGGAUAUUUUUCCAUUGA